Messenger RNA from Nezara viridula (southern green stink bug), 3121 nucleotides. The record is from the annotation of a GenBank genome assembly. NCBI's taxonomy places the organism in Eukaryota, Metazoa, Arthropoda, Insecta, Hemiptera, Pentatomidae.
AAAAAUAGCUAAUAAUUACUAAAAUUAUUCAAUAUAAAAAUUUGUUGAAGAAAAAGUUACAAAAAAAUUUCUUCCAUUAAAAAAAAUCUUUAUUUUUUCCCUUCUGUCUCUCAGGCUGAUAUCAGUCAUGCUUAUCAAAUGCUGCGAAGCAGCGGUAUCCCUAAAGAAAACAUUAUAAUAAUGAUCUACAACGAUCUCACCUGUCAUACAAAUAACCCUACCCCUGAUAAACUUGUCAAUGCCCCAGAUGGGCCUAAUGUCUACGAUGGUGUGCCAAUUGAUUAUUCUAGCAAGGAUGUAACGGCUGAAAAUUUUCUGAAUAUCCUGAAAGGUGAUAAAGAUGCUAUGAAUGGUAAUAGAAGUGGAAAAGUUGUUGACAGGUAUUUUAUUUUUUUGUGAAUACACAUUGUAAAUUAUAUUAUUGUUUAUUAUUUAAUUUCUUCUAGUGGACCAGAUGACGUGAUAUUUGUCAACAUUGCAGGAAAUGGAGGUCCAGGAUAUGUUAGCUUUCCCGAAGAUUUUUUAUUUCUUGAUGACUUUCUUGAGGCAAUCAAUUGGAUGUACGAUAAUCAUAAAUAUUCAAAAUUAAUUAUAUAUGUCGAAGCUAGUUAUGCAGGUUCCCUUUUUCAUAAAACGCUUCCUGAUGGAAAAAAUGUUUAUGCUCUGACUUCGACAGGACCAUUUCGAACCUCUUCAGCUGCCUAUUGGGAUGAAGUGAGGAAAACAUAUUUAAGUGAUGUCUUCAGUACCUUGUGGAUGACUUAUACGCAAGACGAAAAAAUAUCGAAGUUCAACUUACUCUAUGACACGUUGGAUCCCAAUAUCAGCCGUGCAGAGGAAUAUGGUGAUUUAAAGAUAGGUGUAAAGAAACUGAAAACUAUUUUGGAAACAACAGAUAAACGGAUGCUUAGAAAUCCAUCGACGACUCUACAUCUAAAGGAUACAGUAAAUAGUAUUAACGUACCUCUUAACAUUCUUCAGAGCAGAUUGAAGGAUGCCAACAAUUCAAAACAACGUAAUAAAUUGAAAGGCGAGAUUAAACAACUAAAAGAUAAACGUAAAAUAAUUUAUGAUUUGUUUAUUGACAUUCUGAAAGCAGUAACAAGCACCAGACAACAACAAAACAAUCUAAUUGAGAAAUUGGAGAAAAAAACUGAGCCCUUAACUACAGAUAUAUUUCCAUGUUAUAGAAUGUUAUUCACAAAUUUUUACUAUAAGUAUGGUAGCCUUUUAGAGGAUCCAUACAAUUGCGCACACUUGCAAAAAUUCGUAAACAUUUGUAGUAACAAAGGAUUAAAAAAAGAUUUGGUUGUUAAAGCCAUAAUGUACGGAAAAGAUGCCUAUCCACCCCGUCAGUCAUCCCAAAAUGGUAGUUGUUCUUUCUCUCCUGGCACAGUAAAAUCGUUUUGUUCAAAAUAUAAAAGAAAAGUGAUUAGCCAUAAAGAAAAAGGUGAGUGGAAGAUUGUAUGCCAAGACUCAAUCCUGGAACUAACAUGCGGUACCUCAAAGUAUAUAGAAAUAAAUGAUGCGUUAUGGGGCAGAUUUGACAAAAGCACCUGCGGAACUUACCCAGACAUGUACAAAAAUUGUACAACUGUGGACGACACGUUUAUCCGAGUGUUUGAAAGGUGCCAGUUUAAAAGUCACUGUUACAUUAAUACAACCAUUACUGAGUUCGGUGAACCUUGCGUAUACUUUAACAAAUAUUUAAUGGUGAAUUUCGCAUGUCAAUAUGAUCCAAUUCAGUACGAGACCGUUACUGUUGAGCAGUCCACUAGUAAAUACAUUAAAUGUGAUAAGAAAACGUCCAUAAUAAUCAUUAAUGCACAUUGGGGAAGAAAAGCAGCUGAAAAUGAUGGUGUCAACUGUUUAUCAUAUUUAUCAAACUAUACUACAGAUAUUGUUAGUGCUAGAUGUGACUACAUGCAUGAAUGCAAAAUACACGCUCAUACCGAUUGGUUUGGUGACCCAUGUCUCGGUAAAAAGAAGCAUUUAAAUAUUACUUACCAAUGUAUUGGAGUUCGACAAGACCCAAUGUUCAUCAAGACGUGUGGUCCCAAUUAUCAAAUCAAAUGCCCAGAUCAUCAUAGAAUCGCAAUAGAUUGGGCAUAUUACGGUAGGUCACACCCAUUUAUGUGCAAUCCUCUGACGAAAAUGCAUGUCCCACGGAUGGAUGAAGACUGUGUCGCAGAGCUAAGGAUGAAAGAAGUUGAACAAAGUUGCAUGGACAAAAAUGAAUGUACUGGAACAAUGACGGACGCAACUGAACCAUGUAAAUCCUUUGAGAUUAAUGCGAGUUACGUUUUUAUAAUAUACGCUUGUGUAGGUCCUGACGGAAACCGCUCAAUGAAAUAUGGAAAUUUUAAUGGAAGACUCCUCAGAAAAAUGAAAGAUGCUGAUGAUGAUUAUGAAGAUGAUAACAAAGUUGAUCUUUCGCCAGGUCCACCCACCAUUGUCACAUUAACAUCUAACAGCGUUACAUUUGAAAUCCCUAAUACGGUAGAUAGUGAACUAUAUGGAGUACAAAUAAAACCUGGAUCUGGUGAUACUUGGUUUGACCUCCAUGAAACCGUCAGAGAACAAGGAGUAAUCUACGAUCUUGUACCAGAAACAUUAUACGACAUCAGGUUCAUUUUGAAAAGUUGCGAUAACUGUAAUGAUGAACUUUGUAUCCCAUUUACAAGAAUUAUAACUAAGUCUAUAGGAACAGAAGAUUUUUCCUUAAAAAAUGCUGAGCAAAAUCCUGAGAACUGGGUUCUAGAUUAAUGAACUAAACGAAUUCAAUAACUAGUGGUAUCUUGAUAGGUCUUGACGUUGUAGAUAUCAUCAUGUCAAGUAAACUUUUCCGUUUUUGAAUCUUAUUUUGUAAACAUUUAAUUUCCCGUAUCUAAACAAUUGGUUCAUGAUAAAUCAUUAUGGGCGUAUGCAGAGUAGGGAAGAGAGGACCGUUGUGUUGAUUUUAAAGAAAAUAAAGGUUUGACGAAAAUUAAUUUUUGUCCUAUAAAAUUUUUGUUCUAUUUAAUGUUGUAUUUCAUAAAAAUAAAAUAUGUAUAUACUGUAAUGAUAAUAAAGGUUUCCAAAAACAAAUUCCGUUUUUCCCUCUAAUAAGAAAGAUGCGCAU